AUGUCGGAAUACUGGAAAUCAACCCCCAAGUACUGGUGCAAACACUGCUCCGUCUACGUCCGCGACACCAAGCUCGAGCGCGCCAACCACGAGUCUACGGGCAAACACCAGGGCGCCAUCAAGCGCUCCCUUCGCGACCUCCACAGAUCCGCCGAGCAAGAACAACGAGAGAAGGACAGGGCCAAGAGGGAGGUGGAAAGGCUGAAUGGAGUUGUUUCCGCGUCAGGGAGUGGGAUUGGAGGCGCCGGGGCGAAGAAACAUGGCGGCAGCACUAGCAGCGCGCCACCACCACCAGCGCCAACAGGGCAGCUAUCACAGGCUGAACGACAGAGACAACUGGAGCAGCUGGCCGAGUUGGGGGUGAAUAUCCCGACCGAACUGAGGAAGGAUAUGGCUAUGGUGGGGGAGUGGAGCGUCACUUCUACGAGGGUCGUUGACGAUGGAGAUUCUGGCAAUAAGACUGCUGAUGAUACCAAAGAUGAGGGCAGAGCGGUGGGAGUCAAGAGGGAAAGAGAAAGGACAGAAGAAGAAAAGGAACAAGAGGAGGCUCUGAAUGGGCUGUUCAAGAAACGGAAGAGGUGGGGGGUUGGAUCGAAAAGCAUGCCAGAAGAAGAGGAUAAAGAGUUGGAGGAGCUGCUGAGUGGGACGAUUGUCAAGACCAAGAAAGAGAAGGACGCCGAGGUUGAGGGCGAAGUCAAGGGGGAGGAGGGUGCGCCCGAGGCUCCAGUCGUUAAGAAGGAGGAAAGCCAGGACGGGCCUGCUCUGGAAGCCAUCCAAGAUGUCCAAGAUGAGGCGCCUCCAGCCAUGGUCAAACAGGAGUUCGGCAACGAAGAGCCGGCUGUUGCAGCGGUUGUUUUCAAAAAGCGCAAGCCUAGAAACAUACGGCAAAACGUGACAGCUUCGGUUCAAAAGGCAACGGCCCCUCUACAGGUACACGACCUUAGACAUGGCACCUUCUCCUCCUCCUUUUUCGAGACUGCGACGAUGAGGGUCUUCCGCGAGGGCCGUCCCAACCCGAUGCUUGCCGAGUAUCUCGAGCUUAGAAAGCAGGAAUACACAACAUUGUACGAUCGAUGGUGCAACGGUGCCCAACCUUACGACUUGCCUCCCCCGCAUUGGCCUCCGGCAAAGUCCAUGCUCAACCGCCUCCCCCACGAACUGCACCUCCUCAUAUUCUGCUAUCUGUACCAGGCCGACCUCUUCCACCUCGCCCUCACUUGCCGCUACUUGGCCGACCUUGCCAUUCCCGCCUUGUACUCCCGUGACGUUGCCGAGUUCGACUGCCUCUCCCUCCGAUGGGCCUGCACCUUCAGCUUCCUAGAAACCCUCGACCGGGCCCUUUCCCAUGGCGCGUCGGUCAACCACCGAUUUGACCACGGCACCGCGGUAGACUGUACCUGGGUCAUCCGCGAUCCCGAUUUUCACGAAUGCAUGUUCAACACCCCACUAAAGCUCGCCAUAUGCAUAGACGACGCCUUGCUGGUGCGAUCACUUUGCCAGAGAGGCGCCGACGUCAACUCUCCUGACAGCUAUUCGGUCAACUGCUACGCCUACCGACUGAAAGCUUCAUAUCCUCUCCACCGCACCAUGGAUGACACACCUAGCCUCCAGCGCGGAAACCCGCGUAUUGUUCAGGCCCUUUUGGAGGCCGGCGCCGACCCCAAUCUGUACACUGGCUGGUCCUGGCGCUUGUAUGGCCGGUACCCGUACAACCCACGGCACGAGCUACCUUUGGGACUUGCAAUGCAGUCGUCCGUACCGGCAGAAACAGUCCAACUCCUCCUGCAACACGGGGCUGAUCCGCUGCUCAAAGGACAGUACGGUACGUGCCAGAGGAUUUUCCACUUGAACUCGCGCCCUGAUGUAUCCGCCCCGGUGAUCACGACCAACAUAACAAGGGAUGCAUAUCCGAGCGGGCUGCAUGGUGAACUUACUCCCCUGAUGGCAUAUCUAGCGUCCAGUGGCGGGGACACUUGGUCUUCUGACGAAGAAAAGGUGCGGUUGCUGUUGCAGUAUGGGGCUGGUCGUGAUGCUCAACGUAUAGUUGCUAUGCUCGCGAGCGAUCAAAAGUGCCCAUGGUAUAACAUGGACAGAACCCCCGAGGUCUUCCGGAUAUUCGCCCUAAGCUUGUCCCAGCCGCCUGGCUUAGAUAUGGUGAGUUUCGCCCAACGCGAGACUUCUCCUUUUCUGGCUGUUACUCAGUUGACCGACCGCUGGAUAACACACUGCUCCACUGUCUACGGGCUUGGUCACACGGCUGCAGACUUCCUUCAAAUCACCUCUGGCCUGCUAAGACGCAUGGGCGAAGCAUGCGAGACGGACGGCGAGACUCUGUUCGGCAGACCCUCCGCCGCCGUUGACACCCGAGACUUAUCCAACAACUACAAUUCGACCUGGUGGACCAGUGAUUUGACCGCGCUCCGCUGGGUCUGUCUGCCGUUUGGCUUCCUUGGUUCUUCCACCCUCGUCACUUCUCUGCUUGCAAUGGGAGCAGACAUGGACAGAAGAGACUCGGAAGGCAUGACACCACUUCACUUCGCGUCCAUGUUUGCCUCGGGGGACAGAGUCCGUCCUUUGGUGGAGUUUCUCGGCGGUCCAGAGGUUUCUGGCCUGGCAAUCGACGCCCGUGACGUGGUAGGUUGGACCCCGCUUCACUUUGCCUGUUUCUUUGGUCUGUCCACCCAGCUCGACGAGCAAGUCAGGGCAGCACGCCUUCUUCUCGACAACGGUGCGGAUAUCCACGCCCAGACCAUCGGUGGCUGGGCACCUAUUGCACUAGCUGUCAAGAAUGCAAAUCUCGGGCUGGUAAGGCUUCUGCUAGAACGAGGCGCUCGCCGGAGGGACAUGUUUGGACCUCCUGGAUACGAAUCUCUACGGGCCAAGAUGUUCUUUUGCAGAUGUCUCGGGCUUUCUUCGUCCGGCAGUUCACAUUGGCGCGCUUCCCGCCUGAAUCCGCGACGGGGUAGCAGCCUGACGAGACGAGUCAACGAGUUGAGGCGCUUUGCUGCUGCGGCCGAUGGUGGUGAUGAAGAGUAUUGUACGCCCCAGGUUCCACUGCUUUUGACCCUGCCACGACAUGCACCAUCGAACAGCGCGUACAUUGCCAACCUUAGGGCUGCCAAUAUAUUCUAUGAACAUGAGACGCUCUCGUUGCUCAACCCCUUUAGUAGGAACUCGCCAGCUUUGAAUGGUUGGGCGGAACUCAUCAGGACCAACGUCGAUGAAUAUGCGGAUCAGGUGCUGCGCAACCUUGCACGCAACAACACGACGAGUGCGAUAAGGGCGCAGUUUUUCUCCAGGGACGGCAUGUACUAUGAUCGAGCACCGAAGCUGGCUGUCCAGUGUGUAGGUAGGUGCUACAUUCGGGAUGGUGAUGACGAUGAGGAUUGA
Molecule: messenger RNA, 3390 nt
Organism: Podospora pseudocomata
Lineage: Eukaryota; Fungi; Ascomycota; Sordariomycetes; Sordariales; Podosporaceae
Exons: 2
Coding region: 1-3390 (1129 amino acids)
Molecular function (GO): protein binding; zinc ion binding
Source: RefSeq, a predicted model, not a curated record